Molecule: messenger RNA, 2270 nt
Organism: Halichondria panicea
Lineage: Eukaryota; Metazoa; Porifera; Demospongiae; Suberitida; Halichondriidae
Product: alanine aminotransferase 1-like
Exons: 9
Coding region: 394-2100 (568 amino acids)
Biological process (GO): biosynthetic process
Molecular function (GO): L-alanine:2-oxoglutarate transaminase activity; pyridoxal phosphate binding
Source: RefSeq, a predicted model, not a curated record
UCCUUACCCAAUAUUAUAAUUAGACAGCUAGCUAGUGUUGGAGGGUCUAUUUAGCUGCCUAUCUGUACAGCUACUACCUUCUCUACUGUACUCUGAGGAGGGGUGAAUGGUCAAUGACUACUACAAGAUUUACUACUGUGACUACUUGAAAACUGAGCUGAAAAUACCAGUACAAUACUAGACAGCUAGAAAAUACAUCCAAAUAGAAGGGAUUGAAGUCUACAUUGAUUCUACUACACCAAGAAGCUUCAACUGGCCUACAAUAAGACCUACACUAACAGCAAUAUCCAUAAAUCUACUUCUCAGUGGCAGAAGCGACCCACAAACACGUUGUUGUGGUAGAUCUGAUAUCCUGUUCUGCAUGCUGCAUCCGAGCCCCUCCCACGCUGUAAAAUGAGCUUUCCAGUACUUCGUUUUUUCUGUGGUGCCUUCAAAAACACCUCCAGAGCUAGAGUUACAAGCAGCAGAGCUGCUAUUACCAACUACACUACUUGUCAAAGCUGCAAAAUGUCAGGACCUUCCACCUACCCUCUGACAGAACAUUUUCCAUUGGCUAUGUCUAUGAGACCGAAUUAUCAGAUCUCUUCAUAUCACAGCAGCCCUGUGAAGCUCAUGGAAAACAAGACAACUUUAUAUAAUGCAAAUAAGAAGAAGUUUCGACUCACAGUGGAUACAGUGAAUGAGCAUCUGAGGAAGAUGGAGUACGCAGUGAGAGGAGUGGUGCCAACCAAGGCUGGGGAAAUUGAGGCCGCUAUCAAAAAUGGCGAUAAGUCGUAUCCAUUUGACCGAGUUCUCUUCUGCAAUAUUGGAGAUUGCCAUGCGAUGGGUCAGAAGCCCAUCACGUUCAUACGUCAGCUGCUGGCCGCCUGUACGAACCCUACGGACCUGCUAGAGAGCGGGAUAUACCCGAGUGACGUUGUGGAGAGGGCCAAGGAUAUACUGUCUCACUGCAAAGGUUACAGCAUAGGUUCCUACUCUGACUCGAGAGGUAUCACUGUCAUUCGUGAGCAUGUCGCUGAGUUCAUCUCAGAACAAGAUGGACAUCCGUGCACUUCUGAGAAUGUGUUUCUGGUCAACGGAGCUAGCGACGGGAUCAAGCAGAUGUUAUACAUCACCCAGGGCAACCAGACUCGGACCGGCGUUAUGAUACCACAGCCACAGUAUCCACUGUACACAGCCGCCCUCGCUGAGCUGGACGCUGAACCUAUCUUCUACUUUCUGAACGAGGAAAAGGGGUGGGGCAUCGACAUUGACAAUCUGCGACCGAGUAUCAAGGCAGCCAGGAGUGUCAGUGAACCACGAGUCAUGGUCGUCAUCAACCCUGGCAACCCCACCGGGUCGUAUCUGUCUCGAGACAAUAUCGAGGAUAUCAUAAAGUUCUGCCAUGAACAAGGUCUGGUGCUGUUCACUGAUCAAGUGUACCAGGAGAACAUUCACGAGAAAGGGGUGGAGUUCUACUCGUUCCGUAAGGUACUCAUGGACAUGCCCGCCUCGUAUCACGACCUACAGCUGGUCUCCUUCAACUCAACCUCAAAAGGAUUUCUCGGAGAGUGUGGUAUUCGUGGUGGAUACAUGCACAUGAUGAACAUGGACAAGGAGGUCAUGAAGCAGAUCUACAAACAUUCUAGCAUUGGCCUCUGUCCAAACACUCCAGGGCAGAUAGCAACGGAUGCCCUAGUGAGACGACCACAACCUGGUGACCCUUCGUACAAACUAUACGAGCAAGAGUUCACUGAGAUCACAGGCAGCUUGGAGAGGAAGGCGGUGCUGGUCCACAAGAGGCUCAACCAGAUACCCGGGGUCUCAUGUAACGAGGUGUUGGGAGCUAUGUACGCCUUUCCUAAAGUGGUGAUACCGGAGGAGGCGUGGGCGGACUGUAGAGCUGAGGACCCGGACAUGUCACUGGACACCUACUACUGUCUGGAGUUCCUGCGGCAGAAGGGAGUGUGUAUAGUGCCAGGGAGUGGCUUCGGGCAAAAAGAGGGCACCUGGCACUUCAGGACCACUAUUUUGCCAUCAGAGGAAGAUCUAAAGCUGAUGUUGGACGCCUUCGAAGAUUUCCACUUCAACUUUUUGAGGAAAUACGGCAAAAACGUAUAGUUUAGCCAUGCACAGUUUUGUCAAUUUCAUGUCAGGUACGUAACUAUAGCAACGCUCACCUACUCUCUGUGUUUAUUUAUAAUAAAGUACGUUAUUAUUAUAGGAUGCGAUGCAUUAUUUUUAACAUUAUUUUUGUGCAUUUACACAGCAUAUUUAUUCCAAUGCAACCA